This is a messenger RNA of Melopsittacus undulatus (budgerigar), 931 nucleotides long. RefSeq names its product protein CIP2A homolog. The transcript has 8 exons. Lineage: Eukaryota; Metazoa; Chordata; Aves; Psittaciformes; Psittaculidae. The coding region runs from base 34 to 825 and encodes 263 amino acids. The record is from RefSeq and is a predicted model, not a curated record.
CGUUAGCGCUGCUUGGAGCGGGGCUGCGGCGCCAUGGAUGCCUCCGGCUGCAUGAAGUCCCUGCUCCGGGCAGCCAGGCAGUAUCGGGCUGCCCCGACGGCUGCCAGCGCGGCGCUGCUGCAGCGCAGCCUGGAGGUUAUCUCUGGACUGAAGCUUACACGAUUGUUUGCUUCAAAUCAGAUUCUGCCAAGUGAAUGUCUCAGUUGCCUAGUAGAACUCCUUGAGGAUGCUUAUGUAAGCCCAUCUCUAACCUUGUCUGUGGUUACGUUGCUGUCACAGCUAGCUGUAGACAAUGAGACCAGAGAAACUCUUCAAGACACCUACAAUCUGACCAGCGUGCUGGCACGAGUGGUUCAUCGAAGUUCCACUAAUCUUAGCGACCCAGUCUUAUUACAGAGUAUUCAGUUGCUGCAGAAGCUAACCUACAAUGUUCCUGUCUUUUCCGCUGGUGCCAACAUCGAUGAACUGAUUUCAUUCCUAAUGCAGCAUGUUCAACACACUGAAGAUGAGUUAACAAUGCCCUGUUUGGGCCUCCUGGCAAAUCUCUGUCGUCACAACUCGUCUGUUCAAACUCGGAUCAAAUCUUUGAAUCAUGUGAAGAAUUUCUAUCGCACCUUAAUAGGCUUCCUAGCCCAUAGUAGUUUGACUAUGGUUGUGUUUGCACUUUCCCUGUUGUCAAGCCUUACUUUAAAUGAAGAAGUAGGAGAAAAACUCUUCCAUGCUCGAAAUAUCCAUCAGACGGUUCAGUUAAUAUUCAAUAUUGUUGUAAAUGGAGAUGGUACCCUAACAAGAAAAUAUCUGUUGACCUAUUCAUGGAUCUUCUGAAGAACCCCAAAGUUGCCGAUUAUCUUAGCAGGUACGAGCACUUUACCUCAUGCCUUGGUCAAGUAUUAGAUCUUCUUCAUGGAAGGGAUCCCAAUUCAUCAUCUAA